AUGCGUAUUCCCGUAGACCCGAGCACCAGCAGGCGCUUCACACCCCCCUCCACGGCCUUCCCCUGCGGCAAGAUGGGAGAGAACAGCGGGGCGCUGGGGGCCCCCGCGCCGGGCGCCCGCGCUCGGCCCGAGGUCCGCUCCGUCGUGGAUGUACUGGCCGACCAUGCCGGAGAGCUGGUGCGCACCGACAGCCCCAACUUCUUGUGCUCCGUCCUGCCGUCCCACUGGAGGUGCAACAAGACGCUGCCCGUCGCCUUCAAGGUCGUAGCCCUCGGAGAUGUUCCCGAUGGGACCGUGGUCACGGUGAUGGCGGGGAACGACGAAAAUUACUCGGCGGAGCUGCGCAACGCCUCCGCCGUGAUGAAAAACCAAGUAGCAAGAUUUAACGACCUCAGAUUUGUUGGGAGAAGCGGCAGGGGAAAAAGCUUCACCCUGACCAUCACCGUGUUCACCAACCCCACCCAAGUCGCCACCUAUCACCGAGCCAUCAAAGUGACCGUAGAUGGACCCCGGGAGCCACGAAGGCACAGACAAAAGCUAGAAGACCAAGCCAAACCCUUCACCGACCGCUACGGGGAGCUGGAACGGCUGCGCCAGUCCAUGAGAGUCACCCCGACAACACCGAACCCGCGCGGAUCCCUCAGCACCCCGAGCCACUUCGGGUCCCAGGCUCAGACUCCAAUACAAGGCACGUCAGACCUGAGCCCCUUCUCUGACCCCCGGCAGUUCGACCGCUCCUUCCCGACGCUGCCGGCGCUCACCGAGACCAGGUUCUCCGACCCACGGAUGCAUUAUCCCGGCGCCAUGUCCGCUGCCUUCCCGUACACCGCCACCCCCUCGGCCACGGGCAUCGGGGGCAUCAGCAUGACCAGCAUGCCCACCACCACACGCUUCCACCACACCUACCUGCCGCCCCCCUACCCCGGCUCCACGCAGAACCAGAGUGGACCCUUCCAGGCCAACCCCUCUCCCUACCAUUUGUACUACGGCACGUCCUCGGGCUCCUACCAGUUCUCCAUGGUGGCGGGCGGCGAGCGCUCGCCCACCCGGAUGCUCUCGUCCUGCACAAGCGCCUCGGCAGGGAACAACCUCAUGAAUCCCACCCUGGGCAGUCAGAACGACGGGGUGGACGCGGACGGGAGCCACAGUAACUCACCCACGACCAUGACGACUACUGGGAGGAUGGAUGAGUCGGUCUGGAGACCCUACUAGGAGGAACUCAGCUGUGCACCAAUGUCUUUUAACUCAAUCAGCCACCUUUUGCUCCUUUUGGUAGUGACCAGAGCAAAGUGAUGCCUAAACCAAAGUCUCCCAAGCCAAAAGCAAACCAGGAUCCUCUGCAUGCAAGCACGGGCAAACAUCAAGCAAAGACGGACCAGGACCUACGUUACAUUUCAAGAUGAACAUCCACGAGGCUUGAUGUGGUUCCUUUUGUGUGUCUUAAGUAUGUGGAUUGUACAUAGGGGGGAAAAAAAAAAAAGGACGUGUGGAAUCAGAUGUUUGCUACUCGGAGAACACUUCUCAGUCAUCUCACUCGCACCUCUUCCCCUCAGAAAGAGUGAAGAAAAGCUUCACCCUUCCUCUGCAAAAUGAUUCAGAGAAGAGAAAAGACCAGGGAGUUGCCCAAACCACCUCUCUGCCAGCGCGAGAGGACUGAACUGAGAGAAAAAAAAAAAAAGGAGGGGGAAAAAAAAAAAAAAAAGAAAAAAAUCCCAUUGUCUCUUCUCCUUCCCUUCCCACUGGUGUAGGGUCCCUGACCACCAAAGAGCUCUGGAACAACGCCAGAGCAGUCGGGUUUACAGCACAACCGCGGGGAUCGGGCACGGCGGGGCUGGGCCGGCGUCAGCCACGUGAACAGGAGCUGUGAUGUGAUUAUUAAUAUUAUUAUUAUUAUUAUUAUUAUUAUUAUUAUU
Chiroxiphia lanceolata (lance-tailed manakin) is the source of this 1913-nucleotide messenger RNA. RefSeq names its product RUNX family transcription factor 3 (gene RUNX3). NCBI's taxonomy places the organism in Eukaryota, Metazoa, Chordata, Aves, Passeriformes, Pipridae. The record is from RefSeq and is a predicted model, not a curated record. Gene Ontology annotation, cellular component: nucleus. The transcript is spliced from 5 exons. Gene Ontology annotation, molecular function: ATP binding; RNA polymerase II cis-regulatory region sequence-specific DNA binding; DNA-binding transcription factor activity, RNA polymerase II-specific. Gene Ontology annotation, biological process: regulation of cell differentiation; regulation of transcription by RNA polymerase II; neuron differentiation. The coding region runs from base 1 to 1212 and encodes 403 amino acids.